Messenger RNA from Aptenodytes forsteri (emperor penguin), 1637 nucleotides. Its product is annotated as UDP-glucuronosyltransferase 2A2. The coding region runs from base 1 to 1602 and encodes 533 amino acids. The record is from RefSeq and is a predicted model, not a curated record. NCBI's taxonomy places the organism in Eukaryota, Metazoa, Chordata, Aves, Sphenisciformes, Spheniscidae. Gene Ontology annotation, molecular function: UDP-glycosyltransferase activity. The transcript is spliced from 6 exons.
AUGGCCAUGAAAGCCACCGGCUCUAAGAAAUACCUCCAGUUGCUCCUUUUUCAGGUCGCUCUUCUAGGGCCUGUCUUCUGUGGGAAUGUGUUGGUCUGGCCAACGGAAGGCAGCCACUGGCUGAAUGUGAAGAUAGUUAUACAGGAGCUCAUCCGCCGUGGGCACAACGUUACCAUCCUGGUAUCCAACGCUUCCCUCUUCAUUAAACCCAGGGCUGAGGCUGCAGAGAAGUUUGAGGUCUAUAAUGUGCCCUUCAAGAAAGACACCAUUGAGAACCUCAUUGAGGACGUAGUGGCACUGUGGCUGAAUAACAGGCCAACCACCUUGACCUUCUGGCAGUUUUACAAGGAGCUGGGAAAACUGUCCAAAAACUGGCACCAGAUGAACAAGCUAAUGUGUGAUGCGGUGCUAACCAACCGAGAGCUGAUGGCCCACCUGCAGGGGUCUAGCUAUGACCUGCUGCUGUCAGACCCAGUGACCCUCUGCGGGGACCUCCUGGCUCUCAAGCUGGCCAUCCCCUUCAUCUACUCGCUGCGCUUCACCCCAGCCUCUACUGUGGAGAGGCACUGUGGCAAGAUCCCAGCCCCACCGUCCUACGCGCCCGCAGCCCUGUCUGAGCUCACCGACUGCAUGUCCUUCAGCGAGAGAAUAAAAAACAUCGUGUCUUACCACCUGCAAGACUACGUUUUCCAGAGCUACUGGGGAGAAUGGGAUAUCUACUAUAGCAAGGUCUUAGGAAGGCCCACAACCCUGUGUGAGACGAUGGGGAAAGCAGAGAUAUGGUUAAUCAGAACAUACUGGGAUUUUGAAUUUCCACGGCCUUUCCUGCCCAACUUUGAGUUCGUUGGAGGACUUCAUUGCCAGCCUGCAAAGCCGUUACCAAAGGAAAUGGAAGAAUUUGUUCAGAGCUCAGGGGAACACGGCAUCAUGGUCUUCUCUUUCGGGUCGAUGGUCUACAACCUAACUGAUGAAAAAAGUAAUGUGAUUGCCAGAGCCCUCAGCCAGCUUCCACAAAAGGUCCUCUGGCGGUACAAAGGAAAAAAACCAGAAACUCUGGGCUCCAACACCAGGAUUUAUGACUGGAUACCCCAAAAUGACCUGCUUGGCCAUCCCUUGACAAAGGCUUUUAUUACUCAUGGUGGGACCAAUGGAAUCUAUGAAGCUAUCUACCACGGGAUCCCGAUGGUUGGGAUUCCCGUAUUUGCCGACCAGCACGACAAUAUUGCUCAUAUGAGGGCAAAGGGAGCUGCAGUUCAGCUGGAUUUCAGCACACUGAAGACGCAGGACCUAGUUGAUGCACUGAAUACAGUCAUUAACAAUUCCACCUAUAAGGAAAAUGCUCUAAGGUUAUCCAAGAUACACCAUGACCAGCCAGUUAAGCCUCUGGACAGGGCCGUCUUCUGGAUUGAAUUUGUCAUGCGUCACAAAGGAGCAAAGCACUUGAGACCAGCUGCUCACCGUCUCACCUGGUACCAGUACCACUGCCUGGAUGUUCUGGCAUUCCUGUUCACCUGUGCAGCCAUUGCUGUCUUCAUUCUUGUCAAGUGCUGCUUAUUUUGUUGUAGGAGAUGUGGCAGGAUUGCAAAGAGGAAGAAAGAAUAGACAUCCUGUUCCCAUCAGCACUUUUUCUUCUCCUA